Molecule: messenger RNA, 1971 nt
Organism: Lachnellula hyalina
Lineage: Eukaryota; Fungi; Ascomycota; Leotiomycetes; Helotiales; Lachnaceae
Exons: 4
Coding region: 1-1971 (656 amino acids)
Source: RefSeq, a predicted model, not a curated record
AUGCCGGCCUUUUCACCGGCUUCACUGAUGAACACGGCCACCAUCAUCAGUCGAAAUGCCACAGCCAUAGCCACCAAUGCUUCCGUUCCUAAUGCUGCCAACACCACAGCUCUGCAAGUUAUAUGCGCAUGGCCCGUCUCAGGACAAUACUAUAUCCUCAUUGCAGCUUGUGUAUUUGCUAGGAAUUUCGAAUGGCUGAGGAACGCUUGCACGGCAGCUGCCCUGAUUCUGCCCGCCGUGGCUGCCAUCCAUGGCAUCGUUCUUGCCGCCGUCCCCAUGCAUGGCGCUGUUGAUAUGGAUGUCUACGGGGCUUUCCAGCUCUGCUCCAUCGGUAUCUUGACUGCCCCAGUCACAGUCAAGUUAUCACGGGCAUACUUCUACGAUCCUGGGCGGAACGCCAUCUUCGCCUGGACCGGCCUUGUUCUUGCUGGACUACUGAGUUUGACGGUCGAAUUCUUCAGAAUCAAAUCCACUGACUGCACGCAUGCCGACGAUGGUACCCCCAUGUCCUCCCAUGCAAGCGAUUUCCCGUAUGGAAAUUCGUGCGGCCUCAUUUGUGACGUAGAUCGUGGCCCAUUCUCUCCAAUGCGAGGUGGGUCAGCUAACAACAUAUAUGUAAUACCCGCUCCAGAAAGGCUCACAUUCGGUACCGCUACGCUCUUCUCGGCUGCUUGUUGUGUUCCGGCUAUCCUCUCACUAGUAUCUAUGUGGAACAAGAUUCUCGAAGUCAACUGGAAGGCACGCUUUGGUGAAUCAGAAGAAGAGGAGCAGAGGAAUGAGACGAUAUCGGGCACGAAUGGUGCCACCAUUGAGAAAAUGAAAGGCGUCAAUGCCAUCAUCCGAUCAUUCUUGAGUGCCGUCGAGGUCCCUGUAUUUGGCGCUGCCAUACUCGCUAUUCUAAUUAUUGGCGAGAGGAACUUUUUCAGUGCACAAGUCGUGUAUCAGACUGAGCCCUGGGCCAACGUUGGUCAAUGGGCGCCCAUUGUUGGUGCUGGACUUGCUGUACUAGGAUCACUGUACCUUCUCCUAGCAGCAGACCUGGAUGCCGAGAAGGAAGAAACGAAUUCAGAUCCUUCCGUUCAAAACCACCACCACCAUAGUUGCAAUUGUUCCCUCGAGCAAGUCAACCGAGGCAGAACCUCAUACGCAGGAUCCACCCACUCUGUUGCAACCCCAAGUCCAGUGGAAAUGCGCCGUAGUGAUGCUUCCAACCACGACAGACCAACCUCCCUCGAGCUCACAUCCACAAUCACCCGGCAUCCCACAACCGCCACAAAAGCCAGCCGCCAACUUACUCGUUCUGGAACAAGUGAUGUUGGCAACAGACGCAAAGUUGCUAAAGCGUUAAACGCCAUCGGCAACCAGCUCGGCACGGCAGCACACUUUGACAACACCGAGUUCAAGCACGGCAAAGCUCUCGAUUUCCCCGAGAUUCCUGGAGAGGACUUUCGAAAUCGUGCGUUACCUCAAAUCAGGAUGCAAUACAACCAGGUCCACGAAGACGAGCCUCCUGCUACUCCCCUCCGCAGACAACAUUCACGGGCAAGUAGUUUCCAUGGAAGUAUUGCGUCGGGUCUUGGUAUUGAAGGCAUACCGACGUCGCCAAGAGCAACAUCACCUCAAUCGCCACGCUCCCCUUCGACUUCUACCUCAGCUCGUGCUAACACGCUGCCGGUUGAGCGACCUACAGUCCAGCUGGAAAAUGUGCCUACUUCAUCAUCUAGUGGAACAGCCAGAGUGAGACCAGCACGGCGGCGGGACACUCUCGAGGUGCCUUCGCCUGUCCAUCAUAGUCAUACGCGCAACACAUCUGCAUCUUCUGUACCAAUAAUUACCAAAGCUGAGGACGAGAUUUCACCCGUUAUUAUGAUCUCCCCUGAGCCGGAGAUGAUUGCUUCUCCUGCGGCUUCGCCAGUCUUCAACCCACACGCUCACCACCCACCGUCACCCCCGCCGACAAACAAUGGUUGA